UUUGAGUCUUCGUGAAGUGAGCAACAGGACGCCAUUUUGAAUUCCGAGGCGCGCGGUGUUGCCGUUGGUGGGGGUUUCCCGCGCUGUGUUCGCGGUCGCUGUGUGGGCUCUCUGAUCCCCGGCUGGGCCAGCAUGGCGGACAAGAGCCGGCAGAGGGAAUCGGACGACGAGGAGGAGGAAGCGGCCGAGGCCCUGGACAGUCCCGUAUCGGAGGAGCUGAGGGAUGAAGGGCCGGCCUCCCCGAGCUCCCCCCCGGCUGGGCCCCCGAGCUGUCCGAACCGGGCCCCGGCCUCCCGCAGCCCCGCCAGCCGGACCCCCUCCUCCCCUGGACAGGACUCGUCGCCAUCCUCCUCCGGGGUCAACCUGUUCGCCAACGACGGCAGCUUCCUGGAGCUCUUCAAGAAGAAGAUGGAGCAGAAAGCGGCGGGGAAAGGCGAGGAGCCCCGGCCCACGGCGGAGGCAGUCCCGGAGCCGGAGAAGAGGAGGCCCAUCGGCUUUGUGGGCAAGCGUAGAGGAGGGGCGAAGCUGGCCCUGAAGACGGGCAUUGUAGCAAAGAAACCAAAGACAGAUGAAGAAGAGGUAUUGUCAAACAAAGGCGGAGCCUGGGCACAAUAUAUGGCCGAGGUGAAAAAAUACAAAGCCCACCAGUGCAGUGACGAUGACAAAACGCGACCGCUGGUCAAAUAACACAAUGAGACACCGAACAGCUUUAUAAGCACUGUUGGUUACUGCUUUUAAGCUAUCAUGAAAGGGGAUAUCUUAUUCACAAAUCCACAUAUCCUCUCCAUCCUUGCUGGUUCAUGUUGUUCCCUUCGUGAUCUUGGAAUAUACCUUGCUAAAACCCCUUUGCAGACUCAAGGGAGAGAAGACUUCCUAACCAGAAAUUCAAUUUGGGGUGCAUUGUUGGUUUGUUUUUGUUUUUUUCCUCAAAGACAAGGAUUUUUCAGCACCUCUGACGCCUUUCUCCCCAAAAUCCUGUUUACAGCUGCAGAAUUGAGGAGUAUAGAUAUAUAUUUUUUUGUUUUGUUUAUUUUUCCUAUGGGACUUGGAUGUCUUAUGUUUCGUUUAUUCGCAGAUUGCUUUUGUUCAGAUAAUUCUCAGUGUAGACCAUUCUUAUUAAACUAAAGUAAUUUAGCACUAAGUCAAUAUUCACAACUCUUUUAUUUAUCUGCCAAAAGCUAACCCAUUCCACAGCACUGAACAGUGCUUCCAAAACUAACCUCAAUUUUCGAAGUCUGUGUAACACUAGUCCACAUAAUUCUUAUUUAUGAAAUAUGAAUCCGCCUACAUGCUUUUUUAAAUGUAGAAACCACUGCAAAUUCUUAACCUUAUUUUAAUACUAAUGGCCCUCUUAAACUGCAGUUUGAA
Pelobates fuscus (common spadefoot toad) is the source of this 1368-nucleotide messenger RNA. RefSeq names its product telomerase RNA component interacting RNase (gene TRIR). The record is from RefSeq and is a predicted model, not a curated record. Bases 133 to 687 code for a protein of 184 amino acids. The transcript has 3 exons. Lineage: Eukaryota; Metazoa; Chordata; Amphibia; Anura; Pelobatidae. Gene Ontology annotation, molecular function: 3'-5' exonuclease activity; 5'-3' exonuclease activity.